Cuscuta campestris is the source of this 977-nucleotide messenger RNA. The record is from the annotation of a GenBank genome assembly. Lineage: Eukaryota; Viridiplantae; Streptophyta; Magnoliopsida; Solanales; Convolvulaceae.
CUUCUCUCCAAAACCCACACCCAUUGUCCUCAAGAAACUCAUCAGAAUCCAGAGAUGGAUUCUCCCACUCAACAAGCGAGGAGAAAGCAUUGUUUCAUGGAGGAAGAUGGUGGGCUGGCCUCCAUAGUUCCAGAUCUUGAGUCUGGGUUUUCUGAAAAUCAGAGGAACAACCAUAUGUGUAAGAUCAGUACUGGGAGUCUGAUCUCUAGGCCUCUCUAUUUGCAGAGGAGGAGCAGUUUUAGAAAUCUCUCCUCUUCAUUUGCCUCUUCACCUAGAUUUGGUGGAAGAAUCUUCUAUGGUGAGGCUAGAUUUGAAGAGGCUCAUCAGCCCCAUUUCUUGGACUCCUGUUUCCUCUGCAGAAAGCCUCUGGGUAAUAGGGACAUCUUCAUGUACAGGGGGGACAUGCCAUUCUGUAGUGAAGAGUGCAGGCAAGAACAGAUAGAAAAGGAUGAAGCCAAGGAGAAAAGUUUGAAUCUUUCUGCAUCCAUGAAAGCCAUGAGGAAGAAAGAUCAGAAAAGAUCUUCAUCUUCUCCUACCAAAUCCUCUCCACAGGGCUACAGUUUAGGUACAGUUGCUGCUGCUUAUGCAUAACAUGAAGGAAGAAGAAUAAAUGGAUAUUUUAUAAGGAACAAAAAAAAGCCUAGAAAGGAAAUGGUUUCCAGGAAGAGAGACCAGGCUUAUACAUAUAUGAGGAAAAUUAUGCAUAAUUUGUAGUAAUUUUUUCUAGUAGUAAUAUUAUAAAUCUAAAAAUGUAAAUGCUGGGGAUGGGGGCUGUUUUGGCUAUGAAGAAAGUGUGAUGGCCCUCUUCUAUGAUGGUCUGCCAAAGUAUUUUUAUUUCUUUGGUUCCCUGUUUAGCAUGUUCCUAUGAUGCAUAUGAGAAGUAAUGUUGAAGAGAACUCUUUCCACUUUUUUUAUUUUCUUCAUUUGAGUGCCUAAGUCUUUCUUCUUUCUUUAUACAAUAAUGAAUUUCCGGUUAU